Molecule: messenger RNA, 2039 nt
Organism: Panicum virgatum (switchgrass)
Lineage: Eukaryota; Viridiplantae; Streptophyta; Magnoliopsida; Poales; Poaceae
Product: BTB/POZ and TAZ domain-containing protein 2-like
Exons: 3
Coding region: 726-1769 (347 amino acids)
Cellular component (GO): nucleus
Molecular function (GO): protein binding
Source: RefSeq, a predicted model, not a curated record
UGCCUUGCAAGGAUUGUUCUUGUUCGUAAACUCUUCACUUCACCCAUCCGAGGCCGUCUAUCAAACCAAACUAACACGUGUGCGAAGGAACUCGUGAAAUUUACAAGCACGACUAGUAUAUAGUACGGUGUACACCCGAUUUGGAUAAAGCGUCCAGCGCAGCCGGUGAUCUGCCGACCAAGUAGCGCGUGCCGCCGAGUCAGCAACAGCUUCCCCUUCCCAGCGAGAUGAACCAACCAAAUCUGCCCCCGCCGAAACUAGCGGCCAGCGCUCGCGCUGACGUGUCGCCCCCUGCCGGCGGGUCCCCCGCCGCGAUCGGCCCGCUGACUCGGAUCCGAGUCCUGGCGGCCACCGACGCGGCGCCCAACGCCGAGCCGUUGUGCUCGCGCCCCAUCGUCGAACUCGCCUCCCUCCCUCCCCCGACCCCGCGUAUGGCUAGCUGUCUCCUCUGCAGCAGAGGCACCCGCGGCCGCCCGCUUCCUCCUCCUAUAUAGCUGUCGCUGAGCUCGAGCCGCCGCUCCACCUCCGUAUCCGCUCUCUCCCGUGUCGCUGCGUUCCAGGUCCACGAGGGCUCCUCGGGAGACAGUCCAUCCUCGCGCCCGGUUCGUUAAGAUCGCGCUCGCCAGCCUGUCAAGCUUCCAGUUUGAGGCCUCGCCGUUGCUGCCUCGAUCGACCGACCACAGAGAGAGGGAAGGCGGGGCCAGGGGGUCUGAGGAGGACGAUCCAUGGCGGCGCUGUACGCGGACCUCGACGCGCUCCGGGCGUCGGCGGCCGACGUGCGGAUCGUCACCUCGGACGGCCAGACCAUCGCCGCACACUCCUACGUCCUCGCCUCGGCGUCGCCGGUGCUGGAGAGGAUGAUCGACGGGGCGCGGCGCGGCGGGCGGGACGGGUGCACCGUCCGCGUCCUCGGCGCGCCCUCCGACGCCGUCCUCGCGUUCCUCCACCUCCUCUACGCCGCCCGGGCGGAGGCGGCAGUGGUGGCCGCGCACGGGCCGCAGCUGCUGGCGCUGGCGCACGCGUACCGCGUCGGGUGGCUCAAGCGCGCCGCGGAGGCGUCCGUGUCCGCGCGCCUCGCGCCGGGCGCCGCCGUGGACAUGCUCAAGCUCGCGGGACUCUGCGACGCGCCGCGGCUGCGCGCCGCGUGCGCGCGCCUGGCCGCCAGGGACCGCGCCGCCGUCGAGGCGUCCGACGGGUGGCGCUUCGCGCGGCGCCACGACCCGGCGCUGGCGCAGGAGCUCAUGCAGCUGCUGGAGGACGCGGCCCGGCGCCGGGAGCGGUGGGCGCGGGGCCGGGCCUCGCGGGAGGCGUACCGCCAGCUCGCCGAGGCCAUGGACUCGCUCGACCGCAUCUUCACCGCCGCCGACGCCGACGCGUGCUCCCCCGGCGCCAAGCCGUGCGCGACGGGAGACGGCGGCGGCGCGUGCCAGCAGGGCCUGCGGCUGCUGAUGCGGCACUUCGCCGCCUGCGCGCGCAAGGCCGCGCCGGGCGGGUGCGCGCGGUGCAGGCGCCUCCUGCAGCUCUUCCGCCUCCACGCCUCCGUCUGCGACCGGCCGGAGCAGGACCAGCCCUGCCGCGUCCCGCUCUGCAGCCACUUCGCGGCGAGGAUGCAGGCGGAGAAGGCGGACAGGACAUGGCGGCUGCUGGUGACGAAGGUGGCGAGGGCAAGGGCGAUGGCCCGGCUGGCGGACAGGAGGCGGGUGCCGGAGGUCGUGGCCAUGUCGUGGGCGAGGUACCUCAGCAGCAGCAAAUGGGCGAAGCUGAGAUGAAGAGAUCCGCCGCGCUGCGCGGAGCACAGUCGCAAGACCUCGCCGUGAGCCCGGAAUCCUUGUGCAAAUUUUUUGGCCGCUGGGCGACGGCGAGACGCGGUGCCCAGCGUGGCGCUGCCUUGAACCGGUCUGGAUGGAAAUGCAGGGUGGAGUCGAUUUAGACAGGAUAGGCUUUGAUGUUUGUAUUUUUUAGAAGAGAUCAGGAUUCAGGAGGAUAUAUGUACAGUACAAUCUUCUAUUAUCUUAAUACAAUAAUGUUAAAAGAAGUCA